UACCGGUAGCCAGCGGAUCAGUAGUAACGCUUCAACGUGUGUUUGUGAAGUGAUCGUAAAACAUGUGGCGAACGCAGUGCAGCAUUUGGAUUGUUGCCGUUUUGAUCGUGGAAGUGAUCGCCGUUCCAGCACACGUUCAACAGAUGAAACAGCUGUUUCAAGACGGACUUUCGAGUGCAGAACGUGUACGGUAUUUUGGCAGUGAAAGCGAAAGUGAUUGGCCGUACUACGAGGUGGUGUAUCUUGAGGUGCAUCGUCCGAACGGGACGGAGGAUGUGGAAGAGUUCGAUCUGAGUUUCUCCUUUCGGAAUGGUUCAAUUGUACUACAUCUAAGACCGAACAGUUUGCUAACGGUGCCGACCAUGGUGCAUACAACGGCACAGGAACGUUUUGCGAAAGAGCUUGGAAGAGAUGAUGAUCAGGCGACGAUCACGCCAGGCGAGCAUUUUGUGCAUAACGAUGGGAAUUACACUGCUGCAAUUUCUUCCAAUGGUGACGACCGAUUUACGGGGAUAUUGUUCCUCGCGACCGAGCCGUUAGAAAUUCUUCCACUGGACCAGCCGUUACCAUCUCUACCGCAAUAUCCGUCCUUUCGAAAGCCACAUUUGGUAAAAGCACUGCAGUUUCUAACGACCUCCCCGGAUGUGUCAUACGAGCUCGUACGACGUCGUACACACAACGAGAUCCAUCUGCUGGGUGAUACGCUUGGUCAGAUGAAUUAUUCCUCUUCCGAGCUGGAGGAACUGGUGGACGCUAGAGAUGGUCGCAAUCGAAGUGCUCCUUCGAGAAAUGGCAAACCUAAGCUGGAACUUGCCGUUUUCUUUGAUGAAGCGGCCUACAAAACGUUUGGUCCUUACUUCGACUAUAACGAUGCGGCGUUACGAGACUUUCUGCUGGCGUACAUCAACGGCAUCCAGGCGCUGUACCAUCAUCCAUCUCUUGGGCAAGGCGUUGAUAUAGCGUUAGUGUACCUUGAACUGAUGCGCAGCCAGCCCACGGCGAUGCCACACUACAACGGAGAGCGCAACCUACUGCUAGACUCGUUCUGUUCGUAUCAGAACAGCUUAAAUCAGGGCCGUUGGGAUAUGGCGUUGUACCUGUCGGGGUUAGAUUUCUACGCGAUUGAAAAUGGUCGCCGCAGCGGAGGCACCAUGGGCUUGGCAACGGUCGGUGGAGUGUGUUUAAGCGAGUACUCGUGCGUAAUUGCCGAGUUUGGAGCGAGAAAUGUGUUCGGUAAACCGUAUCCUUCGUCGGGCUUUACAUCCAUCUUUAUCGCGGCCCACGAGAUCGGUCACAAUCUAGGAAUGCAUCAUGACUCCGUUGGGAAUAGAUGUCCCAAGGAUGGGUUUGUAAUGUCUCCUUCGCGAGGAACACAAGGAGAAACUACGUGGUCUUCGUGCAGUGCCGAUGUCAUCUCACAGUUGAAUUGGGCUGGUUGUCUUUUCGAAACGAAUUCCAAAGUAGCGGCGGAAUACGAUACCACGAAAUAUUACGACCAUCCAGGCCAGGCUUGGACAGCCAAGAAACAGUGCGAGGUGCUACUAACCGAUAAGGAUGCCAUACUGGCGUCUUCUGAAUUGCCAGCAAUUUGCCAGAACCUACGGUGUCGUACGCCUCAUCGAACCGGAUUUUAUUUUGCUGGUCCCGCGCUUGAAGGCACUGACUGUGGGGAUAGUAAGUGGUGCAAGGGAGGUACAUGCACAAAGCAAAAGAAAAAGCCAACCAACAUUGUACCGGGUGGCUGGAGCGAGUGGCAGGACGAGGACUGUGUUUCGGGCUGUCUGGAGCAAUCGAAGGGAUACAAGCGACGAACGCGCCGCUGCGACAAUCCUGCUCCAGUGAACACCGACCAAGGCUGUGAAGGUGUAGCGCUGGACAUUGCGAUCUGUGACGAUGGAAAGCUGUGCCGUGCAAACCGCGAACCGGUUCAGUUCUAUGCCAAUCGACGGUGCCGAGAGUUCAGCCAAUUGCUUCCCCGGCUAGAUCCGGAAGGUCGUGGAAUUCAGGGCCCGUACGACUCGAAGCGGCUGUGGAUGAGCUGUGCAAUAUACUGCAAACGGGCCGACAGCGAUGCAUAUUACGCGCCAAGAUUCGAUCUCAAUGAUUUGGGCGUGGAUUCUUACUUUCCCGACGGUACGUUGUGUCACCGGGAGAAGGGAACGGACUACUACUGUCAGCAGCAUCAUUGCUUACCGGAGAACUUUAAAACUUCAAAAAUAUCUAUCUGGACCAUCACCGACGACAUACCGGUCGCAGGGAACGCUUUGCCAAUGGACAUUCAUUUCCUCAACAGUGCAAUAAUAAACUAUCUCUCGUUGGAUAAGAAUAUCAUCCCGCUGACCGGUACGUGGACGCUAAAGCCGGAAGAGCUACCGAACGAUGAUCAAUGGGUUGAUCAGGAUUAUUUGGAUCUUUCCGGCAACUUCAGGGUACAAUCAAACCAAUCAGUUGACGGGUUUUAGCAACAACUUUUGAGUAACAUUACUUGUACAUUAUUACUGUUGAACCCCGUUUUCAAUCCCGUUAUUGUUGAAACUGAUUGAUUAUUAUUUAUUAAAUAAAGAGCUUGUAUGACGGAUAUAGAGUUAAGAAAAAAUGCUGUAGCAUAAUUGUUCCUUAUUUUGGAAAUGAAAUUUCAAAUCAAUAAAGAGGAC
Anopheles stephensi (Asian malaria mosquito) is the source of this 2654-nucleotide messenger RNA. RefSeq names its product A disintegrin and metalloproteinase with thrombospondin motifs adt-2-like. Gene Ontology annotation, cellular component: extracellular matrix. The transcript has 7 exons. Gene Ontology annotation, molecular function: metalloendopeptidase activity. Bases 63 to 2462 code for a protein of 799 amino acids. Gene Ontology annotation, biological process: proteolysis; extracellular matrix organization. The record is from RefSeq and is a predicted model, not a curated record. Lineage: Eukaryota; Metazoa; Arthropoda; Insecta; Diptera; Culicidae.